AUGUAUCCGUAUUUCUUAUGGGAGCAAGCUCUAGCUGAAUUAUUUGCUAAAAUUAAAGAUGUAGAUGAACAAAUAUUUAGUCUCAUAUUGAAAAUAUUUCGAAAGGAAAAAGUUUAAGACUGCAUUGGAUAUCUUUAAUUUAAUGAAAAUUAAAUACAUUUAGAAUAAUAUAUCAUACAAGAAGAAAAUCUAACAUAGAUUGAGAAUAGAUAGAAAUUGUCUGUUGUAAGAAAUGACGUGAAAAUAAUUACUAAUUUCUUAAGAGAUAUGAAAGAUCAUAACUUUAAUAAGAAAGACUAUUCUUGUGAAAACAAUAAUAAAUCUAUAUUGUAUCUUCUAUAAAGCAUAAAGGAUGAUAGAGUGAUGAUAGAAUUUUUGUAAUUUUUAGUUCACCUCACAUCUAUAGAUAACACUUUAAUAUAAUGUGGGUCUAAUUCAUUAUAUAUAUUAGUUUUGAUGAAGGUGGACCUUAGAAAGAAAAAUUUUGAAAAUAUUAAAAUCUAAAAUACUUCUUUAGUAGGAGGUAAUUUUGUUAGGUGUAAUUUAAGUGGAUCAUAAUUUGUUAAUGUUAAUAUAAGUUAGAUGAAUUUGAAUGGAGCAUUAUUAUUGAAUUGUAAAUGGAAGCAUUUAAGAAUCCCCGAAUUAAGUAAAUUAGAUGGUCAUAGAGAUUAAGUAAGAUCUAUUUGUUUCUCUCCUGAUGGAAAAACAUUAGCUUCUGCAGGUGGUAUGAUUAGUUAAAAUAGUGAUCGCUCUAUCCGUCUAUGGGAUGUCAAAACAGGAUAAUAAAAAGCCAAAUUAGAUGGUCAUAGUAACUAUGUUAUGUCAGUCUGUUUCUCUCCUGAUGGAAAUAGAUUAGCUUCUGGAAGUAAUGAUAAGUCUAUCCGUCUAUGGGAUGUCAAAACAGGAAAAUAAAUGGCUACAUUAGAUGGUCAUUCAUAUGGUGUCUACUCAGUCUGUUUCUCUCCUGAUGGGAAUACAUUAGCAUCUGGUAGUGGUGAUAACUCCAUACGUCUAUGGAAUGUUAAGACAAAGAAAAAAUUAUUCAAAUUGGUUGGUCAUACUAAAUCUGUCAACUCUGUCUGUUUCUCUCCUGAUGGAAAAAGAUUAGCAUCUGGUAGUGAUGAAAACUUUAUCCGUCUAUGGGAUGUUUAAAAAAAGCUAGAAAUAUUCCCAUUAAAUGGUCAUACUAGUACUGUCUAAUCAGUCUGUUUCUCUCCUGAUGGUAAUAAAUUAGCUUCUGGUAGUGGUGAUAACUCUAUCCGUCUAUGGGAUGUUUAAAAAAAGCUAGAAAUAUUCCCAUUAAAUGGUCAUACUAGUACUGUCUAAUCAGUCUGUUUCUCUCCUGAUGGUAAUACAUUAGCUUCUGGUAGUAGCGAUAACUCUAUCCGUCUUUGGGAUGUCAAAACAAGAUAAUAAAAAGCCAAAUUAGACGGUCAUAGUGGUUUAGUGAUGUCAGUCUGUUUCUCUCCUGAUGAUAAUACAUUAGCAUCUGGUAGUAGUGAUACCUCUAUCCGCAUAUGGGAUGUUAAAAUAGGAUAAUAAAACGACAAAUUAAUUGGUCAUACUGAUAGUGUUCUCUCGGUCUGCUUCUCUCUUGAUGGUAAUACAUUAGCAUCUGGUAGUAGUGAUAACUCUAUAUGUCUAUGGGAUGUCAAAACAGGAUAAUAAAAAGCCAAAUUAGAUGGUCAUACUAGUACUGUCAACUCAGUCUGUUUCUCUAGUGACCUAAAUACAUUAGCAUCUGGUAGUAGUGAUAACUCUAUCCGUCUAUGGGAUGUCAAAACAGGAUAAUACUUAAACGAAAGAUUAAAUGUUCAUACUAAUUGUGUUAUGUCAGUCUGUUUCUCUCCUGAUGGAAAUACAUUAGCAUUUUGUAGUGGUGAUAACUCUAUUCGUCUGUGGAAUGUUAAGAAAAAGAACAAAAUAUUCAAAUUAGUUGUUCAUACUAGCACUGUCAACUCAGUCUGUUUCUCUCCUGAUGGAAAUACUUUAGCUUUUGGUAGUUAUGAUAAGUCUAUCCGUCUAUGGGAUGUUUAAAAAAAGCUAGAAAUAUUCCCAUUAAAUGGUCAUACUAGUACUGUCAACUCAGUCUGUUUCUCUCCUGAUGGAAAUGUAUUAGCUUCUGGUAGUAAUGAUAACUCUAUCCGUCUAUGGAAUGUCAAAAAAGGAUAAUAAAAAGCCAAAUUAGAUGGUCAUACAAAUGGUGUAAAAUCUGUCUGUUUCUCUUGUGAUGAUGGAAAUACAUUAGCAUCUGGUAGUAGCGAUAACUCUAUCCGUCUAUGGGAUGUCAAAACAGGAUAAUAAAAAGCCAAAUUAGAUGGUCAUACUAGUUCUGUCUACUCAGUCUGUUUCUCUCCUGAUGGAAAUACAUUAGCUUCUGGUAGUGAUGAUAAGUCUAUCCGUCUAUGGGAUGUCAAAACAGGAUAAUAAAAAGCCAAAUUAGAUGGUCAUAGUAGUUAUGUCUACUCAGUCUGUUUCUCUCCUGAUGGAAAUACAUUAGCUUCUGGUAGUGAUGAUAAGUCUAUCCGUCUAUGGGAUGUCAAAACAGGAUAAUAAAAAGCCAAAUUAGAUGGUCAUAGUAGUUAUGUCUACUCAGUCUGUUUCUCUCCUGAUGGAAAUACAUUAGCUUCUGGUAGUGAUGAUAAGUCUAUCCGUCUAUGGGAUGUCAAAACAGGAUAAUAAAAAGCCAAAUUAGAUGGUCAUAGUAGUUAUGUCUACUCAGUCUGUUUCUCUCCUGAUGGAAAUACAUUAGCUUCUGGUAGUGAUGAUAAGUCUAUCCGUCUAUGGGAUGUCAAAACAGGAUAAUAAAAAGCCAAAUUAGAUGGUCAUAGUAGUUAUGUCUACUCAGUCUGUUUCUCUCCUGAUGGAAAUACAUUAGCUUCUGGUAGUGAUGAUAAGUCUAUCCGUCUAUGGGAUGUCAAAACAGGAUAAUAAAAAGCCAAAUUAGAUGGUCAUACUAGUACUGUCAACUCAGUCUGUUUCUCUAGUGACCUAAAUACAUUAGCAUCUGGUAGUAGUGAUAACUCUAUCCGUCUAUGGGAUGUCAAAACAGGAUAAUACUUAAACGAAAGAUUAAAUGUUCAUACUAAUUGUGUUAUGUCAGUCUGUUUCUCUCCUGAUGGAAAUACAUUAGCAUUUUGUAGUGGUGAUAACUCUAUUCGUCUGUGGAAUGUUAAGAAAAAGAACAAAAUAUUCAAAUUAGUUGUUCAUACUAGCACUGUCAACUCAGUCUGUUUCUCUCCUGAUGGAAAUACUUUAGCUUUUGGUAGUUAUGAUAAGUCUAUCCGUCUAUGGGAUGUUUAAAAAAAGCUAGAAAUAUUCCCAUUAAAUGGUCAUACUAGUACUGUCAACUCAGUCUGUUUCUCUCCUGAUGGAAAUGUAUUAGCUUCUGGUAGUAAUGAUAACUCUAUCCGUCUAUGGAAUGUCAAAAAAGGAUAAUAAAAAGCCAAAUUAGAUGGUCAUACAAAUGGUGUAAAAUCUGUCUGUUUCUCUUGUGAUGAUGGAAAUACAUUAGCAUCUGGUAGUAGCGAUAACUCUAUCCGUCUAUGGGAUGUCAAAACAGGAUAAUAAAAAGCCAAAUUAGAUGGUCAUACUAGCACUGUCAACUCAGUCUGUUUCUCUCCUGAUGGAAAUGCAUUAGCUUCUGGUAGUAAUGAUAACUCUAUCCGUCUAUGGAAUGUCAAAACAGAAUAUUUAAAAGCCAAAUUAGAUGGGUAUACAUAUCAUGUCAACUCUCUCUGUUACUCUCCUGAUAGUAAUACAUUAGCAUCUGGUAAUAGGGAUAACUCUAUUCAUCUAUGGGAUGUUAAAACAGGAUAAUCAUAAUACUAAUUAUUCAAAUUGAUUGGCCAUACUAAAACUGUCAACUCAGUCUGUUUCUCUCCUGAUGGAAAAAGAUUAGCAUCUGGUAGUAGUGAUAAGUUUAUCUUUAUAUGGGAUUUAUACAAACAACAAUAAAUAUUCAUAUUAGAUGGUCAUACUAGCACUGUCAACUCAGUCUGUUUCUCUCCUGAUGGAAAAACAUUAGCAUCUGGUAGUAGUGAUAAGUUAAUCUUUAUAUGGGCUGUCAAAAAAAAAGAAUUUUAAUUCAACUUCAAAUUAGAAGGUACAAAUGAUGUAAAUUCUGUCUGUUUCUCUCCUAAUGAAAAUAAAUUAGCUUCUGGUAGUUGGGAUAACUCUAUCCGUUUAUGGGAUUUAUACAAACAACAAUAAAUAUUCAUAUUAGAUGGUCAUACUAGCACUGUCAACUCAGUCUGUUUCUCUCCUGAUGGAAAUACAUUAGCUUCUGGUAGUAAUGAUAAUUCUAUCCGUCUAUGGAAUGUCAAAACCGGAUAAUAAAAAGCCAAAUUUGAUGGUCAUUCUUGGUCUGUCAACUCGGUCUGUUUCUCUCGUGAUGGAAAUACAUUAGCUUCUGGUAGUGAAGAUAAGUCUAUCCGUCUAUGGGAUGUCAAAACAGGAUAAUAAAAAGAAAAAUUAGAUAGUUAUAGAGGAACUGUCUGUUCAGUUUGUUUCUCUCCUGUUUCAAAUACAUUAGCUUCUGGUGGUAGUGAUUAGUUUAUCUGUUUAUGGGAUUUAAAGACAGUAUAUGAAAUUAAAUCCUAUGAUUAAGACUACAAAGAUAUUCUUGCAUAAUUUAAGAUUCCACUCCAAUAACAUAGCCAUAUUUCCAAAGGUAGUAUUUAUCCCCUAUCAUAUUUUUAGCCUACAAUUACAUCACUACUCUCCUAAUAUCCUAAAAGGCAACAUUUUAAGCAUAAGGAGCACUCAUUUUGAAAGGAGAAUUCACUAACCAAUCAGGUAUUGAUUUAAAGACAUUAUUCAAACAAAAAGGAAGUUGCUUUUUAGAAGAGUAAAAUUGA
Molecule: messenger RNA, 4859 nt
Organism: Paramecium pentaurelia
Lineage: Eukaryota; Ciliophora; Oligohymenophorea; Peniculida; Parameciidae
Source: the annotation of a GenBank genome assembly